AUGGCGUCCGGACGCAAGGAUUUCCUCAGCCAACAGGCGCCUGAUAAUUAUGUCGCUGGUCUUGGUCGUGGUGCAACAGGCUUCACCACUCGUUCCGACCUGGGUCCCGCGCGUGAAGGCCCAACACCAGAACAGAUCCAAGCCGCAUUAACGAAACGCGCAGCACAACUCGGAGCUGCAGCACCCACUGAUCCCGAUAAUGAGGUGGGAUUGUUUGCCUACGGGCAGUUCGAUCAGGAGGACGACGAGGCGGAUCGCAUCUAUCAAGAGGUAGAUGAGAAGAUGGAUAGGAGGCGCAAAGCUCGAAGGGAAGCUCGAGAGCAAAAAGAACAAGACGAUUAUGAACAGAAGAAUCCCAAGAUUCAACAGCAAUUUGCCGACCUUAAGCGAUCACUCGCUGCCGUUUCCGAAGACGAUUGGGCCAACCUCCCCGAAGUCGGUGAUCUUACCGGCAAAAAUCGACGAGCGAAGCAGAACCUACGUCAGCGAUUCUACGCCGUACCGGAUAGCGUCAUCGCAGGCGCCAGAGACUCGGGACAAUUCGAUACAACUGUUGCUGACGAUGGAGCUCAGCCUGACGGAGAGGCUGCUGAUGGGACCAUGACCAAUUUCGCGGAUAUCGGUGCGGCGCGUGACAAGGUUCUGAAGGUCAGACUGGAUCAGGCCGCGUUCGGGUCGACAGCCGCCAGCGAUACCUCUGGAAGCGCCACUAGCAUUGAUCCCAAGGGAUAUCUCACCAGCUUAACACAGUCUGAGCAGAAGGCUGGAGAAAUCGAGGUGGGUGAUAUCAAGCGAGUUCGAGUCCUGCUGGAAUCGGUCACCAAAACCAACCCCAAGCAUGCCCCUGGCUGGAUUGCGCUCGCACGUUUGGAGGAGCUGGCGAGUCGUAUUGUUGCGGCUAGACACACCAUCGCUAAAGGAUGUGAGCUCUGUCCGAAGAGUGAGGACGGCUGGUUGGAGAACAUCCGACUUAACGAAGGCCAUAAUGCGAAAAUCAUCGCUGCCAAUGCUAUUAAAAACAAUGACCGCUCAAUGAAACUCUGGCUCGAGGCCAUGAAGCUGGAGACAGAUCUGCGCGCGAAAAAGAAUGUCCUUCGACAGGCCAUUCUGCAUAUCCCUCAAUCCGUCGAGAUCUGGAAGGAGGCCGUGAAUUUGGAAGACGAUCCAGCGGAUGCGCGCUUGCUACUGGCCAAGGCUGUUGAAAUGAUUCCUUUGUCGGUGGAGCUCUGGCUGGCUCUUGCUCGACUGGAGACACCAGAGAAUGCGCAGAAAGUACUCAAUUCUGCCCGCAAAGCUGUUCCUACUAGUUACGAGAUUUGGAUCGCCGCCGCUCGUCUUCAAGAGCAGAUGGGUACAUUCGAGAAGAUCAAUGUCAUGAAACGUGCCAUCCAGUCCCUCGCCAAGGAAAACGCGAUGCUGAAGCGAGAGGAGUGGAUUGCUGAAGCUGAACGCUGUGAGGCGGAGGGCGCCAUUCUCACUUGCGGCUCUAUCAUCCGAGAGACACUCGGAUGGGGCCUGGACGAAGAUGAUGACCGCAAAGAUAUUUGGAUGGACGAUGCAAAGUCCAGCAUUGCCCGAGGCAACUAUGAAACAGCCCGAGCCAUCUACGCAUACACCCUGCGGGUCUUUGUCAACCGUCGAUCAAUCUGGCUUGCAGCCGCCGACCUUGAACGUAAUCAUGGCGAUCGGGAGGCUCUAUGGCAGGUUCUCGAGAAAGCAGUCGAAGCAUGCCCCCAGAGCGAAGAACUCUGGUUACAACUUGCCAGAGAGAAGUGGCAGGCUGGAGAGAUCGACGAUGCUCGACGUGUCCUCGGCCGUGCUUUCAACCAGAAUCCCAACAACGAAGAUAUCUGGCUAGCCGCCGUCAAACUCGAGGCCGACGCCAAGCAAAUCGACCAAGCGCGUGAACUACUGGCCACAGCUCGUCGCGAAGCUGGAACGGACCGUGUCUGGAUUAAGAGUGUUUCAUUUGAGCGACAAUUAGGCAAUGAUGACGACGCGCUGGAUCUUGUCACACAGGGUCUUCAAUUAUACCCUAAGGCCGACAAGCUCUGGAUGAUGAAGGGACAAAUCUACGAGUCUCAGAAGAAAAUUUCCCAGGCACGCGAGGCAUACGGAACCGGUACCAGAGCAUGCUCCAAAUCAGUACCACUCUGGCUGCUAGCCUCACGAUUGGAAGAAAAGGCCGGCGCCGUCGUUCGCGCACGUUCUGUUCUUGACCGAGCCCGUUUGGCCGUACCCAAGAGCGCCGAGCUCUGGACAGAAAGUGUGCGAGUGGAACGUCGCGCGAAUAAUAUCCAACAGGCGAAGAAUCUCAUGUCAAGAGCCAUCCAAGAGAUCCCAGCAUCUGGUCUCCUUUGGAGCGAAAGUAUCUGGCACCUGGAGCCUCGGGCUCAACGCAAGUCUCGCAGUCUGGAGGCUAUCAAGAAGGUGGACAACGACCCGAUCUUGUUCAUCACCGUGGCGCGGAUCUUCUGGGGUGAGCGACGAUUGGACAAGGCGAUGACUUGGUUUGAGAAGGCGAUUGUUUCAGACAGUGACUAUGGCGAUGGUUGGGCUUGGUAUUACAAAUUCUUGCUGCAACAUGGAACAGAGGAUAAACGAGCCGACGUUGUCUCGAAGUGUGUCUCGACUGAGCCUAAGCAUGGCGAGGUGUGGCAAUCCAUUUCCAAAGACCCAGCCAAUGCGACCAAGUCGACGGAGGAGAUUUUGAAGGCUGUUGCGGACACUAUUAACUAA
Molecule: messenger RNA, 2739 nt
Organism: Penicillium waksmanii
Lineage: Eukaryota; Fungi; Ascomycota; Eurotiomycetes; Eurotiales; Aspergillaceae
Product: U4/U6-U5 snRNP complex subunit PRP6
Exons: 4
Coding region: 1-2739 (912 amino acids)
Biological process (GO): spliceosomal tri-snRNP complex assembly; mRNA splicing, via spliceosome
Cellular component (GO): catalytic step 2 spliceosome; U4/U6 x U5 tri-snRNP complex
Molecular function (GO): protein binding
Source: RefSeq, a predicted model, not a curated record